GAGAAGAUGAGCUGGAAACACGGUAUUCAGGUCCUAUGGCUUGUGCUUCCCCUCUCACUGACUGAGAGAUUCACAGUCAGUGGCCCGGCCCUCCCUGUCUCAGCCAUUGCUGGUUCGGAUGUUGUCGUGGACUGUAAGUGUUCCACAGACCUGCCACGAGAGGGUGUGGAGGUGAGAUGGUUCAGGACAAGUUUCGACUCCUCUGUGCACUUAUACAAGGAGGGACGUGAUCAUCUGGAGAAUCAGGAUAAAAACUACAGACACAGAACACAACUGUUUGUAGAGGAGUUUAUCAAUGGCAAUGUGUCUCUCAGAUUGGAAGAUGUGCGGGGGACAGAUAACGGAGAGUACACAUGCUUCAUUGACUACGCUGGAUGGUAUGAAGAGGCAGUGAUACAAUUGCAGGUUCUGGGCCUUGGCAGUCGGCCUUGGAUUCAAGUUGAUGGGCAGCACAGUGAUGGUGUGAGGCUGCUGUGUGAAUCCAGUGGAUGGUUCCCAGCACCAGAGGUUCUAUGGUUUGAUGAUGAGGGAAACAACUUAACAACACACAGUAACUGGACAGUCAGAGAGGAUUCUAAAGAUCUCUUCAAUGAUAACAGUCUAAUAGAAAUAAUCCAUUCAACCAACAAGAUCAGGUGUCUCAUUCACAAUUCUGAAAAUAAGCAAGAAGUAAAACUUCAAAUCUCAGAUGAGUUCUUUCCCAAAGUGCCAUUGGGUUUGGUGGUUUCCUCACUGGAUAGGGAAGGACAACAUUAA
This is a messenger RNA of Callorhinchus milii (elephant shark), 756 nucleotides long. RefSeq names its product butyrophilin-like protein 8. The transcript has 4 exons. The record is from RefSeq and is a predicted model, not a curated record. Bases 7 to 756 code for a protein of 249 amino acids. NCBI's taxonomy places the organism in Eukaryota, Metazoa, Chordata, Chondrichthyes, Chimaeriformes, Callorhinchidae.